AUGGCUAGCUCGGUGAUAAUGUCUGUGGCUGUGUUUGCAAUUAAAUUCAGUCAUCACCACCUCUUUAUCGACAACAAAUGGGUGGAUGCCGCAAGUGGAAAAACUUUCGAUACAUACAACCCUCACGAUGGCUCUGUCAUCGCACAAGUUGCUGAAGGUGAUAAGGCCGACAUCAAUUUAGCAGUCCAAGCAGCGAAGCGCGCCUUCCAUCGUAAUUCUGAAUGGCGGCUGAUGGAUGCAGCGCAACGUAGAACCCUUCUUCACAAAUUCGGAGACCUGAUCGAGAGGGACUUAGAGUAUUUGGCUGAGCUGGAGUCGUAUAACAAUGGAAUGGUACUUAAUGACGCGCGCCGAUUCUUGAACACAGCUGUUGAGAGCACACGAUAUUUAGCUAGCUUGGCUGACAAAAUACAGGGUGACACCAUUCCAUUAAGUGGUGAAGUGUUCUCCUACACAUUGAAACAGCCAGUCGGAGUGUGUGGUUUAAUUUUGCCCUGGAAUGUGCCAAUAUUGAUGUUUAUCAGCAAAGUAGUAACUGCUCUAGCUGCGGGGUGUACAGUCAUUGUUAAGCCAGCGGAGCAGACACCAUUGACAGCGUUAGUUUUGGCUGCCUUGUUACAAGAGGCAGGUGUACCGGCGGGUGUUGUUAAUGUUGUCAAUGGUUUCGGUGUUGGCGCAGGCACCACGCUCACUCAUCACCCAGAUGUGGCAAAGAUUUCCUUCACUGGUUCGCUUGAAGUAGGCAAACUCAUACAACAAGCUGCUGGCGCCAAUAAUCUGAAACGGGUGACGCUAGAGCUUGGUGGCAAGAGUCCUCUUAUCAUCAUGAACGAUGCGGACUUGAACGUGGCAAUACCAACAGCAGCGUUCGGUGUUUUCUUACAUCAAGGACAAAUUUGCAUUGCCGCAUCGCGUUUGUAUGUACAGUCAGGAAUUUACGAUAAAUUUGUACAAGGAGCAGUCAAAUUCGUCAAAGAGAGAAUAGUCGGAAACCCGACUGAUAGUUCGACGCAACAGGGGCCUCAGAUUGAUGGCGAAAUGAUGAAUAAGGUAUUGGGUUACAUCGAGAAAGGCAAAAAGGAGGGCGCAAAGUUGUUAACAGGCGGGAAUCGGAUCGGUACCACUGGCUUCUACAUUGAGCCUACAGUCUUCGCAGAUGUCACUGACGAUAUGACAAUCGCCAAAGAAGAGAUAUUUGGCCCUGUGCAAAGUAUUAUUAAAUUUGAAACAUUAGAAGAGGUUAUUGACCGGGCCAAUAAUACAAACUAUGGCCUUUCCGCUGGUAUUUUCACGAGUGAUCUUAACAAUGCGCUUCAGUUCAGUAAACAUGUUGAGGCAGGCACAGUAUGGGUGAACACAUAUUUCGUAUUUAGUUCUCAGGCUCCAUUUGGUGGUUUUAAAGACUCAGGCCUUGGACGAGAGAAUGGUCCUAACUGCGUUGAUGCUUACUUAGAAGUGAAAACCGUAACAAUUGCUUUACCAAAGAAAUUU
Molecule: messenger RNA, 1491 nt
Organism: Iphiclides podalirius (scarce swallowtail)
Lineage: Eukaryota; Metazoa; Arthropoda; Insecta; Lepidoptera; Papilionidae
Source: the annotation of a GenBank genome assembly